This is a messenger RNA of Diceros bicornis minor, 3882 nucleotides long. It is a transcript of the gene TGM2, whose product is annotated as transglutaminase 2. The record is from RefSeq and is a predicted model, not a curated record. Lineage: Eukaryota; Metazoa; Chordata; Mammalia; Perissodactyla; Rhinocerotidae. The transcript is spliced from 13 exons. Gene Ontology annotation, molecular function: protein-glutamine gamma-glutamyltransferase activity. Bases 64 to 2127 code for a protein of 687 amino acids. Gene Ontology annotation, biological process: peptide cross-linking.
GCCAGGGGGCUGCACUUGGAGGGUCCUGACAACAGUCUGAGGAGCCACCGCCACCACCUGACCAUGGCCGAGGAUCUGGUUCUGGAGCGAUGUGACCUGGAGCUGGAAGCCAAUGGCCGAGACCACCACACGGCCAGCCUGUGCCGAGAGAGGCUGGUGGUGCGGCGGGGCCAGCCCUUCCGAGUGACAUUGCGCUUCCAAGGCCGAAAUUACGAGGCCAGUGUGGACAGCCUCACCUUCAGCGUCGUGACUGGCCCAGACCCCAGCAACGAGGCCGGGACCAAGGCCCGCUUCCCACUGUCCGAUGCUGUGGAGGAGGGUGCCUGGGCGGCCUCAGUGGUGGAGAAGCAGGACAGCGCCCUCUCGCUGCAGCUCAGCACCCCGGCAAAUGCCCCUGUCGGCCUGUACCGCCUCAGCCUGGAGGCCUCCACUGGCUACCAGGGCUCCAGCUUCAUGCUGGGCCACUUCACACUGCUCUUCAAUAGCUGGUGCCCAGCGGACGCCGUGUACCUGAACUCGGAGGAGGAGCGGCAGGAGUACGUCCUCACCCAGCAGGGCUUCAUCUACCAGGGCUCGGCCAAAUUCAUUAGCAGCAUACCCUGGAACUUUGGGCAGUUUGAAGAUGGGAUCCUGGACAUCUGCCUGACGCUCCUGGACCUCAACCCCAAGUUCCUGAAAAACGCCAGCCGCGACUGCUCGCGCCGCAGCAGCCCAGUCUACGUGGGCCGGGCGGUGAGCGCCAUGGUCAACUGCAAUGACGACCAGGGCGUGCUGCUGGGGCGCUGGGACAACAACUACGGGGACGGCGUCAGCCCCAUGUUCUGGAUCGGCAGCGUGGACAUCCUGCGGCGCUGGAAGAGCUGCGGCUGCCAGCGUGUCAAGUACGGCCAGUGCUGGGUCUUCGCCGCGGUGGCCUGCACAGUGCUGCGGUGCCUGGGCGUCCCCACCCGCGUCGUGACCAACUAUAACUCGGCCCACGACCAGAACAGCAACCUGCUCAUCGAGUACUUCCGCAACGAGUAUGGGGAGAUCCAGAGAGACAAGAGUGAGAUGAUCUGGAACUUCCACUGCUGGGUGGAGUCAUGGAUGACCAGGCCCGACCUGCAGCCGGGGUACGAGGGGUGGCAGGCCCUCGACCCCACGCCCCAGGAGAAGAGCGAAGGGACGUACUGCUGUGGCCCGGUUCCGGUUCGUGCCAUCAAGGAGGGGGACCUGAGCACCAAGUAUGAUGCGCCUUUUGUCUUCGCUGAGGUCAACGCCGACGUAGUGGACUGGAUCCGGCAGGACGACGGGUCCGUGCACAAGUCCGUCAACCACUCGCUGGUGGUGGGCCUGAAGAUCAGCACGAAGAGGGUGGGCCGCGACGAGCGCGAGGACAUCACCCACACCUACAAGUACCCGGAGGGGUCCCCAGAGGAGAGGGAAGCCUUCAAGAGGGCCAACCACUUGAAUAAGCUGGCUGAAAAAGAGGAGACGGGGCUGGCCAUGCGGAUCCGCGUGAGCCAGAGCAUGAGCGUGGGCAGCGACUUCGACGUCUUUGCCUACAUCACCAACAACACGGCCGAGGACCACGCCUGCCGCCUCCUGCUCUGCGCCUGCACUGUCAGCUACAACGGGAUCCUGGGGCCCGAGUGUGGUGCCAAGGACCUCCUCAACCUCUCCCUGGAGCCCUUCUCCGAGAAGAGCAUUCCCUUUCGCAUCCUCUAUGAGAAGUACUGUGACUGCCUGACGGAGUCGAACCUCAUCAAGGUGCGGGGCCUCCUCGUCGAGCCGGCUACCAACAACUACCUUCUGGCCGAGAGGGACAUCUAUCUGGAGAAUCCAGAAAUCAAGAUCCGGAUCCUGGGAGAGCCCAAGCAGAACCGCAAGCUGGUGGCUGAGGUGUCCCUGCGGAACCCGCUCACCGUGCCCUUGUCAGGCUGCGUCUUCACCGUGGAGGGGGCCGGCCUGACCGAGGAGCAGAAGGCCGUGGAGAUCCCGGACCCGGUGGAGGCCGGGGAGGAGGUCAAGGUGAGGGUGGACCUGCUGCCUCUCCACGUGGGCCGCCACAAGCUGGUGGUGAACUUCAAGAGCGACAAGCUGAAGGCCGUGAAGGGCUUCAGGAACGUCAUCAUUGGUCCCCCUUAACGGGCCCCUGUGCCAGCCCCACCUCAGCCAACUGAGAGCCCCCAACUUGACCCCAAUCUUUAUCCCAAGCUAAUGAGCAAAAUUUGCCCCUUCUUGGGCCCCAGACCCCCGGGCAGGAGUGGGCUGUAGUUUGGAAUGGAAUGUACUUCUGGCCUAUCUUGUCCCCCUGAGCCUGGUUCCCCACCCCUUACUUGUGAGGAAUGUUCUGUGCCUCCACAAUGGGAGCCCUGACCUUGGCUGACUGGGCCUGGGGCCAGGGAGGAGGGACCCACUCCUUCCUCUCCAGCCCAGAUGCCAUUAGGAGAGCCGCUGACCACGCACCAUAUUGUUUGAUCUACUCCAGGGCCCCUUGGAGCAGGCAAAAAAGAGACAGUGUGCCCAUUGGCUGGAUCAGGGAACUCAACUCCCUAGAGUGUCCUGUACCCCUUCCCCAGACUGUGCCCGGGGCCACAGGCACCCUCGGAAGAGCCAGAGCAGAUGGGGAUGAGGAGGGUCCCAGGAAUAGGCCAGGCCCAAGCUCCCCCCACAUCCCAGCAGCCCUGGCCCAACAGUCCCCCACCCACCUCACCGUUGUGAGGCAGCUACUAUAUGCCAGACACUUCCUGUGCUCGCUGGUGCUCACGUGGCCACCAACCCAUUUAAUCACCACGGGAAACCGCAGAGUGGCAGCUGCUUUCUCCAGGAGGAGACGGAGGCCUGGAGAAGGGAGGCGGCCCACUCUGUCCCAGUGGGCUGCUGGCUGUUUGCAAGGCUGGAUAAUGUGAAGGCACAGGAACAGAGCCUGGACCUUCUGAGUCCGAGUCCAGCACCCUGUUCGUGACACCAACUCUGACCUGAGAACGUCAGGGAGGACAUUUGGGACCUGAUCCAAAAGGACCAGUUGGGGUAAGAAGGUGAGGAGGGGUUUGGAGGGAUCAGAGCCCUGGGUUCAAGCCCCAAGUCCAGCCAGCCACUGCCUUCCGCUCUCUGGGCCUCAGUGUCCUCGCUGGUUAAAGGAGUGGCUGAACCAGCUCACCUCCAAGGCCCUCUCUUUCUGCACCUCUGAUGCGUUAUGUGACGCAGCCUUGCAAAUGACAGCGAGUCCUACUCCCUGGCUCCACGGAGCCUUAGCCCACAGGCCUGGGAUGUUUAUGAGCGUGCAGCCAUGACCAUGACCCCUCCCCUGCCCCAGCCCUGGCCAGGUCCCCCACCUGUGCCCGGGCACCUUCCUUCAGACCCCGGUUGUAGGAGAAAUGAGCCCCGGAGGCCCUUGUGCUACCCAGGAGCCUGCCCACCACAAGACCUAGACUUCACAAGAGCCUUAGCUGCUGUGCUGGUCACUAACCAACAAGGUGGGCACCUCAGCCACCCCCUCUCCGCACGGCCAGGGCCCGGGAACACAGCCAGCCUUUGCCCCUGAGUAAGCCUGGGGGACCCAGGAGAUGUCAUCUCUGACUUUAUCCCCGCCCUCUCCACAUGACUGGGCCUCCCUCAGGCUGGAAGAGAGAAGGAGGGAGAACUCUCUAGCUAGGGUGGGGUCACAGCCUCCAGGCCCCUCCAAAUCCCAGGGAGGGACAUGGGGAAAGUCACACUGAGGCACUUAGAACUUUCUGCUUCACACAGGAAAGAAUCACAAAAUGAGCCAAUAUGGAUAUGUUCUAUAUAAAUAUAGCUCUAUUUCUCUCUGGUUUUAUAAAUGCUUUUGGGUUCCAAGCAGGCAGUAGAUGUGCUUUUUGAGCCACAAGGAGCGAGCACUAAAAUAAAAGUUUAUUUUUC